Rhinopithecus roxellana (golden snub-nosed monkey) is the source of this 1270-nucleotide messenger RNA. RefSeq names its product olfactory receptor 5B3. Gene Ontology annotation, biological process: sensory perception of smell; G protein-coupled receptor signaling pathway. Gene Ontology annotation, molecular function: odorant binding; olfactory receptor activity; G protein-coupled receptor activity. Gene Ontology annotation, cellular component: membrane. The transcript has a single exon. The record is from RefSeq and is a predicted model, not a curated record. Lineage: Eukaryota; Metazoa; Chordata; Mammalia; Primates; Cercopithecidae. Bases 67 to 1014 code for a protein of 315 amino acids.
UUCAAUUUGUUUAUCACAUUGUUCCUUUUUGUAUUGCUACAAGCAUCCUGUGAGUCCCCCAGAGCAAUGAUGGAAAAUAAGACAGAAGUAACACAGUUCAUUCUUCUAGGACUAACCAAUGACUCAGAACUGCAGGUUCCCCUCUUUAUAAUGUUCCUCUUCAUCUAUAUUAUCACUCUGGUUGGAAACCUGGGAAUUAUUGUAGUGAUAUUCUGGGAUUCCUGUCUCCAUAAUCCCAUGUACUUUUUUCUCAGUAACUUGUCUCUAGUGGACUUUUGCUACUCUUCAGGUGUCACUCCCACCGUCAUGGCUGGAUUCCUUAUAGAAGACAAGGUCAUCACCUACAAUGCAUGUGCUGCUCAAAUGUAUAUUUUUGUAGCUUUUGCCACUGUGGAAAAUUACCUCUUGGCCUCAAUGGCCUAUGACCACUAUGUGGCAGUGUGCAAACCCCUGCAUUAUACCACAACCAUGACAACAAGUGUAUGUGCUCGUCUGACCAUAGGCUCCUACCUCUGUGGUUUCCUGAAUGCCUCCAUCCACACUGGGGACACAUUUAGUCUCUCUUUCUGUAAGUCCAAUGAAGUUCAUCACCUUUUCUGUGAUAUUCCAGCUGUCAUGGUUCUCUCUUGCUCUGAUAGACAUGUUAGCGAGCUUGUUCUUGUUUAUGUUGUGAGCUUCAAUAUCUUUUUAGCUCUCCUGGUUAUCUUGAUAUCCUACAUAUUCAUUUUUAUCACCAUUCUAAAGAUGCACUCAGCUUCGGGAUACCAGAAGGCUUUGUCCACCUGUACCUCUCACUUCAUUGCAGUCACCAUCUUCUAUGGGACUAUUAUCUUCAUGUACUUACAACCCAGCUCCAGUCACUCCAUGGACACAGACAAAAUGGCUUCUGUGUUCUAUACAAUGGUCAUCCCCAUGCUGAACCCCCUGGUCUAUAGUCUGAGGAACAAGGAAGUGAAGAGUGCAUUCAAGAAAGUUGUUGAGAAGGCAAAAUUGUCCCUAGGAUGGUCAGUUUAACAUUGUAGGAUGCACCAUAACCUAGUUUCAUUUCUCUCGGAUCUUCUCCAUGUUCUGAAUCACAUUUAAAGUCCACAAUCAAGUUAAAUUCCUGAGGUGAUUGCCAUGCCUGUUUAAAAGUCUAUUGUCUAAGUAAAAAGAAACAUUAUGUCCAGAAACAUAACACCUGGACAAGAAUGGCUAAGACAUCUUGGGGCUUCUUUGCCAAAAACCUUAAAGAUAUUAAUGUAUUCAUUUAUUCUACAUGCAUUUUUUU